AUGGCUGAUAUCCUGCCAGCAGAUGGGGACCGGGUCAUCCAAAAGCCGCAGGUCGGCGUGGCGCGGAGCUGGAGCGCUCAGGAGCUGGAGCAGGAGCAGCAGCAGCUCCAGCCAGGACCCCGGAACCACGCGCGGCCGGCGAAACGGAUCGCCCAUGGCCCUGGCACAGUGGCCGGGGAUCCGAGGCCACAAUGGCGUUUCGCCUUCAGCCACUUUGUGGUAGAACCCAGCCAGGAGUACGAGGUGACUGUUCACCACCUGCCCAAGCCCAUCCCUGACGGGGACCCAAACCACCUGUCCAAGAAGCUCCUUGUGCCAGAUUGUGAGGACUCCAGGAUGAAGAUAACCAUGCCAUGUGUGCGCUCAGGCAGCCUGUGGGACCCCAACAUCACCGUGGAAACCCUGGAGGCCCACCAGCUGCAGGUGAGCUUCACGCUGUGGAACGAAUCCUCCCAUUACCAGAUCCUGCUCAACAGUUUUCCACACAUGGAGAACCACAGCUGCUUCGAGCACAUACAGCGGAUACCUGCGCCCAAACAAGAGGAAUUCCACCAGCGAGCCAACCUCACUCUCCCGCUACACAGCUCUAACUGGUGCUGUCGCCACCGAGUACAGGUCCAGCCCUUCUUCAACAGCUGCCUUAAUGACUGCCUUAGACACACUGUGACCAUCCCCUGCCCAGACGUUCCAGAGCCUUCAGUCACAAUUGCAGAGUAUAUACCCCUGUGGGUGUAUGGCUUCAUCACGGGCAUCUCUAUCCUGCUGGUGGGCUCCAUCAUCCUGAAGACCAAAUGCACAACUUGGGGGCAACAUGAUGUCCCUGCCGAUGAACUGACCCUCCCAACCCCUGAUUCCUGGGAAAGUCUGGCGCAUCCGAGGAGCUCACCACCCACGCUCCGUGACCGUGCUCCUAGAGGUCACCGUUUCUACUACCCCUGUGGUGCUGAAAUGUCCCUCAACCUCCUGGAAAAACAGGUCAUCUCAGAAGUAGGGGUCAGGACCUUGGUGGGCAACCAGAAGCAGGAAGUGCUGCUCAGGAGGCUGAGGGAGGAUGAGCCCACCACCCCGCCCACUGGGGACCUUUUCACCGAGGCCAUGAACAUGAUCCUGCCAGACUUCAAGAAGCCAGCCUGCUUUGGCACCUACAUCGUCUGCUACUUCACUGGCAUCAGCAGUGAGAGCGAUAUCCCCGACCUCUUCCACAUCACCUCCAGGUACCCCCUUAUGGACAAGCUAGAGGAGGUUUACUUCCGGAUCCAGGACCUGGAGAUGUUUGAACCUGGCCGGAUGCACCGGCUCCAGGAGCUCACAGGGGAAAACUACCUGCAGAGCCCCAGCGGCCGGCAGCUCAAGGAGGCCAUGGAGAAGUUCCGGGAGUGGCAGACCCAGUGCCCUGACUGGUUUGAACGUGAGAACCUUUGCUCCACGGAUGACCAGAACCUCCCAUCCCUGGACGAAGAAGUGUUUGAGGAGCCACUGCUGCCGCCGGGGAGCGGGAUAGUCAGGCAGCAGCCCCUGGUGUGGGAACCUGCCUCCAAGGGCUGCCUGAGGGUAGAUUUAUGUGUGGGCGAGGAAGGAAGGGGGAUGUCGAGGGUGGCACCCCAAUUGCAGCCCCAGGGGGAGGCCAUCCAAACCGUGGUGCUCCCCAGAGAGCAGGUCCCUGCUGCUUGUGCCGUGGAGCUGGUUCCUCUGGCUGACAGCAGCGUGGCCAGCUGGCUGACCUGGGUGGAGGAGGGCAAGGCCUGCCCCCUGCUGGAGGAUCGUGGCCUCCAGAGAAAGAACCUCCUCUUCCUCCCCGGGGACCCUGAGGACUCGCCUCUCUGCAGCACUCCAGUGGCUUCACCUGGCCACCUCCCCGAUGGUAUGAGGGAGCAGCUGGGGGGGCUGAUGCUCUCACUUCUGCAGCAGAGUCUGAAGAGCCAGGCCCAGGGUGCAUGGGAAGACCCUGCCCUGGUGCUCAAGGACCCCUCCAUACCCUGUGAGGAGGAGCAGCGGCAGUCUGUGCAGUCGGACCAGGGCUACAUCUCCAGGAGCUCCCCACAGCCCCCUGAUGGGCUUGGGGAAAUGGAGGAGGAAGAGGAAGAACAGGACCUAGGGAAGUCAGCUGAGCAGCUGUCUCCUGAGCUUCUGCAGGACCUGAGGAGCCUCCAGCAGCAGCUUUUCUUCCAAGAUCUCCAAAAGAACUCUGGCUGGGACAGUGUGGAGUCAGAGAGGCCGGCUACAGAAUAGCAGGCCGCUUCCUAGAGCCUCCCUGGUCCAGACCCUCCAUAGGGUAUUCAUGUGCAUGUGGGUGUACAUAUGUAUGUGUGUGUGUGUGUGUGUGAAGCAUCUGCUUUUAAAAUGUAGAUGUCUUAUCAGGCAUGGUGGCAUGUCCCUAUGGUCCUAGUUACUUGGGAGGCUGAGAUGGGAGGAUUAGUUGAGCCUAGAAAUUCAGGACCAACCUGUGUGACAGCAAGAUCCUGUCUCAAAAAUAAAUUAAGGAAAAUAAAACGUACACAUCCUGAUUCUGAUCCCAGUACCCCUCCUUAACUUUUCUUUAUGUGACCAUCUUGUAUCCCCACAAGAAGUCACAACCCAUUCCCAGGAAUUCAUGGAUGAGUCAUUCAUUGAUUCAUUCAGCAUUUAUUUGGCACCUACUGUGUGCCAGGCAUUUGGGAUAAAA
Messenger RNA from Ictidomys tridecemlineatus (thirteen-lined ground squirrel), 2662 nucleotides. Lineage: Eukaryota; Metazoa; Chordata; Mammalia; Rodentia; Sciuridae. The record is from RefSeq and is a predicted model, not a curated record.